AUCUAACCUCUAAGUCCAACCUACAAGCAAAACCUACUGACAAGCAAAGCGAACAUGAGCGAGUACUUAAAUCCGAUAAUCUAUGUAUUCGUUGCCAUUCCAAAAAAACUCAAUGCAUUGGCUGUAAUAGAAAGAGAAAACUUAAAUAUGAGAAUAAUAAGUUGUGUGCAGGCUGCUAUUCUACACAAUUCCAGAAUGUUAGUAGCGGAAAUCAGGAUAUUGACAAUCUGAUCAAAGCAACAUACAAGAAUCAACUUAAAUUUAGAUUAGAAUGGAUACCAUUUAACGAUUUUACAGAUAUAACUCGAAUUGGAACUGGCGGUUUUAGCGAAAUCUAUACUGCUACAUGGACAAAAGGAAGAAUAACAGGUUGGAACAACACAACAAAAGAAUAUAAUAGAGAUAAAAAUCAAACGAUUGUUUUAAAAGUUCUUAAAGAAUCCCAAAACAUUAAUUCAGCAUUCUUAAAAGAGUUACAAAAUAUUGUUACAAGUCAGCCUAACACCUAUGGACGCAACCUUAUUCAAUGUUAUGGAGUGUCACAAAAUCCAAAAACAAAAGAUUAUAUUUUUGUUAUGUCUUACAUGUCUAAUGGAAGUCUAAAUAAUUAUUUAUCAAAUAAUUUUGAGAAUGUUACUUGGGAAAUGAAACUUGACUUUCUUAGAAAUAUUGUUACAGGCAUUAAAUGGAUUCAUGAAAAUAAAAUAAUACACCGCGAUAUACAUGAUGGAAAUAUAUUAAUAGGCAAAUUGACAAUUACUGGGUCUGACUCUACCCCUUUAAUUGCAGAUUUAGGAUUUAGCCGACCAGCAAAAGAUGACCUGGAAA
Molecule: messenger RNA, 828 nt
Organism: Racocetra persica
Lineage: Eukaryota; Fungi; Glomeromycota; Glomeromycetes; Diversisporales; Gigasporaceae
Source: the annotation of a GenBank genome assembly